AUGCCGCUAGUAAAUGUUGUGGAACAGUCGGCGAUCCGAGAUUUACGCGCCAAAUUGGGUGCAUUCAAUUCUCAACUGCAAAAUGAAUAUGCUCUUUUGGAUCCGCAAAACACUGGCAAAAUCUCGGUGCAUAAGUGGUGCAAAUGUGUCGAAAAUGUUACGGGGCUAAAUUUGCCCUGGCAUGCACUAACUGCACGGCUCGUUACAUUAGCCGACGAUGGCAAAAAUGUGCUUUACAAAGAAAAUCCACCAGCAAUACAGAUGGGCACUGGUGGCAAAAAAUUUGCACAGGACAAUUCCGGUUUGGUAUCAAUGAAGGAAUUCCUGGAUGCUUGCAAAAUCCUGGGGCAAUAUACUCGCAGCCCGUUGACAGCACCGUAUUUGGAGGAAAUCGCAGAAAGCAUCGAUUUCAACAAGGACGGCUUCAUUGACUUGAAUGAAUUACUGGAAGCAUUCCGGCUUGUUGACCAGGGAGACGAAUGA
Messenger RNA from Gongylonema pulchrum, 483 nucleotides. The record is from the annotation of a GenBank genome assembly. Lineage: Eukaryota; Metazoa; Nematoda; Chromadorea; Rhabditida; Gongylonematidae.